Messenger RNA from Plasmodium reichenowi, 17328 nucleotides. Its product is annotated as separase, putative. The transcript has a single exon. The record is from RefSeq and is a predicted model, not a curated record. The coding region runs from base 1 to 17328 and encodes 5775 amino acids. Gene Ontology annotation, biological process: meiotic chromosome separation; proteolysis. NCBI's taxonomy places the organism in Eukaryota, Apicomplexa, Aconoidasida, Haemosporida, Plasmodiidae. Gene Ontology annotation, cellular component: cytoplasm; nucleus; centrosome. Gene Ontology annotation, molecular function: cysteine-type endopeptidase activity.
AUGGUAAGGUCUAAUUUAAACGUAUAUGAUAAGUUAGAUAGAAUUGUGUCAGAUGUAUUACAAAAUAUGGAUGAAGAAUAUAAGAAUGGAGGAUCUGAUGAAAAGGUGUAUUUAAAAUUUUAUGAAUUAUUUUACAAGGAGAGUUAUAUAGAGAAGUUAAAUUAUAAUGAUUUAAUAAAUACUUUUAAAGAUAAGAAUAUACAUAAGUAUUUAUUUUAUAUGUUUGAAUGUGUAUUGAAUAAAGUAUCUUUAAAGAAUAAUAUGAAAUAUGUCGAUUUUUUGUUUAUUAUUUUAAGAUAUAUAACUUAUUUUUGGUUUUAUUUAUCUGAAGAUAACAAAUUAAUAUUAAUAUCUUAUUAUUAUUCUAAACUUAUAGAUUUGUUAUAUAAUUUAAAAUUAAAGAAAAGUGCCUUAUUAAUUAAUAUGUAUAACAUUCUUAUAUAUUUCUAUAUAAAAGAUAAAAAGAAAGUUAUUUUUGAAAUAAAAAAAAUUAAAGAAAAUGAUGCAUCUACACACAUAAAAAAUUUGAUAUUAGAGUUAAAUAAAAUAUUAAUAUAUGAACAAGUUAAACUUAUUACAAAAAUAGCGAAAGAAUAUUAUAUAGAUUGUCUCAAUGAAGAUAUAGAAAAGAAACUAUCGAAAUUAAUAUUAGCAGAAGAAGAUAUGAAUAAUUUUAUAAAGGAGUGUAAUUUGUAUAACUAUAUAUGGGUGUGUGAUGAAAAAAUUAGAUAUAAUAAUAAUGAUAAAUGUAAUAAUAAUAUAUGUAAUAAUGAUAAAUGCAAUAGUGAUGUGUAUAAUAAUAAAAUACAAACUAAUGUGACAAAAAAAAAAAAAAAGGAAGAAAAUUAUUUUUCUUUUUUCAUAAAAUAUAAAAAUAAGAAUGAUAUAGAAAUGUUCAUUAAUUGUCAUCCAUUUUCAAUUAAUAGCAGUUACAAAAUGUUCUUAAAUUUUUUAAAAAACUUUUUUAAAAUAAUAAUUGAUGACUUUGAUACAUUUUUUUUUUUUUUAAAUUUAUUCUAUUUAGAAUUCUUUUUGAUAUAUUGCCAUUUUUUUGAAAUAAUUUAUUUUAUUCAUUUGUCCAACCAUGAAAAAAAUUACAACAAUAUGGACACAAAUAAUAUAAAUUUGAAUAGUAUAGAUAUAAAUAAUAUAAACUCGAGUAAUAUAGAUAUGAAUAAUAUAAACUCGAGUAAUAUAGAUAUGAAUAAUAUAAACUCGAGUGGUAUAGAUAUGAAUAAUAUAAAAUCGAGUAGUAUAGAUAUAAAUAAUAUGUAUGAUCUUCAAAAAAAGUAUAACUCAAAAAAUAUAUAUAAAGAUACCAAGUUUACUUCAGUGAAUGUGUGUGCUAACAAUGUUGCUACGACAUAUGAUGAAUGUAUUUUUUUAAAUAAUAAUAAACAAAAUAAAAGGAUAAUUUGGAAUAUUAUUUUUGAUGCUUUAAAAAAGAAAUUUAUUUCAGAUGUAAAAAAUGUGAAUUAUGUUUUAAAAAUAUUUAAAUAUACUUUUAGUUUUUUUUCUUUUCAAAAGAAUUUAUAUUUAAAGAGAGAUAAUAGAACAUAUAUAGAUAAUUAUAUACAUAAUAUGUUAUAUAACUUUAGAUAUAUAUCAUCUAUAUAUUUAAAAGAGUUAUUGAAAUUUUGUCUUUCAUUUAUUACAAAUAUAUUAUAUUCAAAACAUUUAACUGAGGAAAUAAUUUUUAAAUCUAUUUCUUAUAUAUUUCAUCUUUUGUCUAAAUUGUUAUGUAAUACUAAUAAUGAUAUUAAAGAAUUCAUUUUAUGUAAUACUGACAAUAAUAUAGUGUUAAUUUCUAUUAUUACACAUAUAUAUAAAUAUUUUAAAAAGUUAUAUUUUAGUAAGAAUAAUGAGGAUGUUGAAAUUAGUAAAUCAAAAAAUCCCAAGAAUAAUAAUGUGGGUGUGGAGAAAUUAAAAUAUUCCUUUAUAACACAAGACAAGGUUUAUCAAAAAAUACAGGAAUGUUUGUAUAUCGUAUUAACAAUUGAUGAACAUGUUGAAUGUUAUACAAGAGAAUGUAUAAUUCCCAAGAAUAUACAUAAAGAAAAUAGUCAUAAGAAUUAUAGUAAUUAUUCUUAUCAUGAUAAAAAUAACGUUAAUGUUGGGAAUAACCCUUGUGAUAACCCUAAAAAUAAUUUUACUGAUAACUUCUACAUUUGUGUUAUUAUAAAAAUGAAUAAAAUGAAUAUGUUUUAUUCAAACAUGGAUAUUAUUAAAGUAAUAUCUGAAAAAGAUAAAAACGUUUUUAGGAAAUUCAUUUAUACCAUAAAUAAAAAUCAUGAGAAUUUUAUAAAUUUCUUUUCCUAUAUAUUAAAUAUAAAUUAUAAAGGAAAUGAGGAUGAUUUUAUUUUAAAAAAAUAUAUUUUAAAUUUAAAAAGAAAAAAUGAAGAUUAUAAUAAAGAUAAAAAAUUGAUAAAUGUUAUGAAACCAUAUCAUUCUCCUUUAAAAUAUAUUUUUUUAAAGAAUGAAAUACAACAAAAAGGAAAUAUGUACAAUGAAAGUUAUGAUAAUUAUUGUAAUGGAGUUUCAUCAUCUGAGGAAAUACAGGAUGAAGAAAAAGCCAAGAAAAAAAAAAAAAAAAAAAAGGAUAAUAAUAUAAAUAAUAUAAAUAAUGACAACAAUAAUAAUAACAACAAUAAUAAUAACAAUAAUAAUAAUAACAAUAAUAAUAAUAACAACAACAACAACAACAACAACAACAACAAUAAUAAUAAUAAUAAUAGUAGUUGUAAUGGUUAUGAUAAGUCUUAUCAUUACAAUUUCUAUAAUCAUGAUAUGUCGUGGAAUGAUAAUAAUUAUGAUAAUAUUCAUUUUUAUAAUCAUUUUGAUGAUAAGAAUGAAAAGAAAAGAGAUGAUAUGCCAAUAUUUGAAAAUUCAAGGUUUUAUAUAAAUACAAAGAUAAUGAAAAAUAUCCAUGUAGAUUUUAAAAAUGUAUGUCAUACAAUAAUUUUGUGUGUAAAGAGAUGUAUACAAAUAUCAGAUAAUAUAUUUAAUCAUUUUGAAAAGAAUAAAAAUUUAGAAGCCAAUUUUAAUAUUUAUGUAUGUAAAAAUAUACUUAUUAAUUUUUUAAAAUGUUGUUUAUUAAAUAUAAGUUUAUCUUCAUAUUUGUGCGUGAAAUUAAAUUAUGAUUAUAUUUUAAAAGAGAUAUGCGAAUCGAAUUUAGUUGAAUAUGUUUAUAAUAUAUAUGAUAAAUAUGUUUGUUUUAUAUUAAAUCAGAAUGUAAAAAACUUAAAUGAUCAUAAACACCUCUUACAAUUUAAUAUAAGAAAUGAAAAUAAAAGGAGAUCAAAUGUUGAUAAUAAAAAGGUAUAUAAUAAUAGUAGUAAUAAUAGUAAUAUUUGUAGUAGUGGGGUGGUCAAGGAAUCGUCAUUAUAUAACAAUUUAUGCCUUGAUGAUAUAUAUGAUAUUUUAAGAAAUAAAAAAGAUACACAUGAAAAUUCAAAUAAUAACCAAGGUGAUAUUAAUCAUCCUAAUAAUAAAUAUAAAAAUGAUAAGGAUUCAAAUGAUUAUUAUGAUUGUCAAUAUAGUACUUUUUUUAUUUCUGAUAAUACUCCAUUUGUUGAAACAUUGUAUUCAAAUUGCUUUUUAAUUAUGAUAAACGUUUUAUUCAUUUGGGAAAUGUAUCUAGAAAUACCAUUAGAAAUUCUGAAUAAAAUGAGAUACAGUUUUUUUGAACUUUUUUAUAAUACUACCAUUAAAAUUUUAAAAUUUAUCAAAACUGAUAAAGGUUUUUUAUUUCUUUUGAAUAUUUUAAAAUUUAUUUAUACAAAAUUUAUAAGCUUACCAUUCAAUCCUAUUGAUAUUCAUACAAACUUUAAAAUGUAUGAUUUUUAUGAAUUUCUCAUAAGUAAUAAACAAGAUAGUAAUAUAAAUAAUCAUCUUAAUAAUAACACUCCACAUCAUCAUCUUAAUAAUACUUACUAUUAUGGCUGUCUUGAUAUCGAAAAGAAAGAAGAUGAUAAAUUCAAUCAAGAUAGUUUGUUUAUGAAUUCAGUAAGUCCAUUGAAAUUUGUUCAUAAUAAUAAAGAAGAAGAAUAUAAUGAGGAGAAAUCAAAAAAUGAUAGUACUAACAAUAUCAUUAAAUAUAAACAUACUAAUGGGGAAUUCAAUGAAUACUGUAAUUAUAAUAUGUUAAGUGUUAAUAAGAAAAAGAGAAUAAGUAUUGGAGGACUUGUUCCUAUAUUUCUAACUAGCCAAAAUAGGAAUGAGAAAAAAAGCAAAAGAAAAACUAUGAUUGAUUAUGUAUCUUAUAAUAAAAUGGAAAAUGAUUCAUUUAUAGAUGAUGCAAAUAUAAGAGAGAAAAAAAAAAGAAAUACCUUAACAUAUGAUGAGAGCUCCUUUGUGAAUCAUAUAGAUAAUGAUCAUAAAGUAAAUUACGAUUUUUAUAAUAAAAAUGAUAAUGAAACUCCAAAAAAUAAUUAUGAUAACAAUAAAGAUAUGUUAUCAAGUGAAAAUAUAAAAGAAAAGAAAGAUGAUAAUGAAGAUGAUAAUGUUAAUAAUAAUAAUAAUGAUAAUAAUAAUAAUAAUAAUAAUAAUGAUAAUAAUAAUAAUAAUAAUAUGAAGAAUAAAAUGAGAAAUACCUAUUUAAAAAAUUAUUAUAUUCCUCAUAUAGAUUUAUUAUUUAUUAUUAUAGAUUUAGAAGUAUAUUAUUAUUAUGGAAAGAAGAAAUAUAAAAAAGUAAUUUUUAUUGUAGAAACCGUAUUUAGAAAUAUUAUAAAUAAGUGUGACUAUAAUACUAAAGAAUAUUUAAGGUCAUCUAUUUCAUUUAUUUAUAAUUAUUAUCAACAAAUACAUAUAAAAAGUAAUAAGAAUAAUAUACAGAGUUGUGGGAUUAUUAGACAUAUAUGUAAUUUAUAUUUUAAAUCAAAAAUAUUUUAUUUAAACAAAAAAAUUAAAAAAAUGUUAUCAUAUUAUAAGGAAAAAUGUAGUAAUAUAGAUUCAUUGAAAUUAAAUUAUAAUGAAAUGUAUGAUGUAUUUUUUAAUAGUUUGAAAUGGAAAUAUUUUUUUUAUUUUAAAAAAAAUGUGAAUUCUGAACAUUUUUAUGAUAACGAAAAGUAUAAGAAUUAUGACAAUUGUGAUCAUUUCCAUAACAAUAUUUUGUUGGAGAUGAAGAAAAUGGAAAGUAUGAUACUUAUUGAUGAGUUAUUAAGUAUACACAUUAAUAUUUUACUAUUUCUUAUAUUGUAUGAAUAUAUUUGUAAAUAUACAAACAUACAUUUUGUUUUUUAUUUUCGAUUUAUAUAUUUAUUUUUUAAUAAAGUGUGUAUUGAUAUUUUAAAUAUAAUUAAUUGUUCCAAUCAUGUAGAAUUUUUUAAUCUCUUUGAUUUUAUAUAUCAUUAUACAUAUAAUGAUGAUAUAAAUAUUUAUGCUGUACAGAAAUUAAAAAAUGCCUUGACAAAAAUUAAUGAACAUAAAAUCUUAAAGAAUGAUAUUAUACAUAUUCCAUAUAAAUUUAAUAGUUCUAUUGAAAAAGUUAAUGAAAAGAAAAGUAUAACAUAUCAUCAUGAAAAAAAAAAAAAAAUUAUUAUAAUUGAUAUUGAAGAAUUGUUAGUUACUUAUGUACAAAUGAAUUUUAUUUUCUGUCGAAUUUGUUGUAUUUUUCUUUUCUUUCAAAAUAUGUGUUUUCAUAAAUAUGAUUUAAUUAAUAAAGAAUGUAAAGUAAAGGAAUAUAUGAAAUUAUUUAGAAGUAAUAGAAACAUUUUUGAUGCUUCGAGAGUUAAAAAUGAUGAAGAUGAAUAUUUAAAAAGUGAAGCUAUAAAUAAUAACAUUGAUGAAAAUAGUAAUAUGAACAUAUAUAAUACUUCUGAUUAUUAUGAAACAAAUAAAUUAGGUACAAAUUACCUUAUCCCCUUUGAUAACAAAUCAAGUGAUUGUAAUAAAUAUGACACUGAUGUGUCUGUUUCUUGUAUAUCUGAAAAUAGCUUUAUUUUAGAUGAAUGUUCAUCAUAUGAUAGUAAGAAAGAUUAUAUAAUUUUAGAAUUCAUCAUAGAGAAAAUUGAAGAAAUAAAUAUUGCUCUAAUAUAUACAAACAUGUUAAAAAAUUGUUAUUAUAUAAUAAAAGUAGAAAUGUUAUAUAAUUAUAUUUAUAAUAACAUUGAAAUAUUAAAAAGAUUUUCUUAUCUAAAUAAUGCCUAUUAUUUAUAUAAGUUGUAUUAUAAUAUGUUCGUUUGGGGUAAUAAAAAUCAUUUUGAUGACUUAAAAGAUAUAAAUAAAAAGGAGAAGCAAAAAUAUAUGAACGGUUAUAGUCAAGAUGAUAUGAAUGGUAUUUCUCUCAAAGGUUAUAGUAAUAAUUACACAUCAAAAAAUAAUGAUAUUGAUGACAUGUCACAAAAUAAUGAUAAAACCGUUUCUCCAAAAAAUAACAUAAGUAAUAAGUAUCAUAAAUGCUAUCACAUUUUUCAUAUCUUAACACUAAAUCAAAGAUUAAAAGAAAAGAUGAAUGCACGUUAUAUAAAAUUAAAGUUUUAUGAUAACUCUGAUUUGUUUACUACAUAUAAUGAUGACAUUGUGAAAAAUCAAAAUGAUUCAUAUGAAUGUACAAAUGAAAAUAUAAUGAAAAAUAAUAAUACAUGUGAUGAUUGUUUUUGUAAAUCUUCUUUUGAUAAAUGUAAUUCCUAUUUUUCAUGUAAUAUAUAUAAUUUUAAUUUAAAUUUAUUUCAUCCCCUUAAUAUUAGAAAAAAGCGAAAAAUACAAAUUUAUGAAAAUCAUACCAACAGGAACCCUUUUAUUAGUUCUCAAGUUAUUAAUAAUAAGUAUUUAAUGAAUUUAAAUAAAAAGUAUAAUAAGAUUAAAAAAUAUAUAAUGAAUUAUAUCAUAUCAACCUAUUUUAUAAUAUUAUGUUUUUAUUUUAAUGAAUAUAAUAUAGAAGAACAUAAUCUAUCCUUUUAUUUUAUUCUUCAUUUAUUUCAAACAAAAUUUCAUGUUUUUAAUAAUAAUUUUUUUUUAAAUAUAGAUAAUAGAUAUGAGUCAUUAAAUGAAAAUAUGUACAGUCCAAAACAUGAUAUAACGAAGGAAAAUAAAAGUAGAGAAAAAAAUUUUAUAUAUUUACAACAGUGUAAGUAUAAAAUAUAUACAGAAUAUGAAUUGAAGAAUAAUAUUUAUCUUAUAUUCGAAAUUUUAAAUAAUAUAUAUGAUGUAUAUUAUGGAAACAUAUUUGAGGAUAUAUCAGUUCAUAAUAGCAUUGAGAUAAAUAUUGAUUUAAAUUUUAUAACUUAUUUGAGCGAAAUAUAUAAUAUUUUAUUUUUCUAUAAAAUGUAUAAGGAAUGUGUACAUAUAUUAUUGUUAUGUAUUAUGUGUACUUCUAAGUUUUUUUGUUUAUAUAUAUUUAAUGAGAAAGAUGUAUAUAAAGAGGAAACUUCAUUAGAUUUUGUUGAUAAGGAAAAUUUAAAAAGUAAAAUUAUACACAUUACGAAAAAGAGAAAUACACAUAUAAAUAUUAAUAUUAAUGCAGAAGAUAAUACACAUCUUAGUAGUAAUAAGGUUGAGUAUGAUUAUUAUUAUUAUUAUUAUAAUGAUGUUAUGUGCAAACAAAAAGAUAAGGAAUCAAAAAAUAUAAUCAAGGGGUCUCAAAAAUGUGAAGAAGUGAAAAGGAUAGUAUAUCAAGACGAAAAGGUAUUAGAAAAUAAUAAUAUGAAUGAAAGAGAAUUUUAUGAGUAUGAAAAAUUUAAUAUGCCUUUUUAUGAUAUUAACUCAAAAAAUAACAAUAAUGAUAAUAAUAAUAAUAAUAAUAAUAAUAAUAAUAAUAAUAAUAAUAAUAAGAGUAAAAGUAAAUGUAAAAGUAAAAUGAAAAGUAAAAAGGAAAAGACAAAUAUAUAUAAUAUAAAGAAAAAUAGAAUAAUACACAUUUUAAAUAUAAUAUAUAAUAAAAUAACAUAUAAUGUAAAUGAUAUGAAUGUUAAAGAAAUAUAUAUCAAUUUACAUAAUUAUAUGCAGAACUUAAUAAUAUGUAUAUCCCUUUUUUAUUCUAUAUAUAUAUGUCUUGAAAAAUUAUGUAAAAAAGAAUAUAAUAUUAUUUUCUUUAAUUGUGCUAAUAAUAUUUAUAAUUAUUAUAUUGAAUUUUAUCAAUAUAUUAAAAAAUUUUGUAAAACAUAUUGUAAAGAAAAAAUGUAUAUGUCUACUUUCUUUUUUGAUAAUUUCAAUUUAAAAAUAAUUAAUCUGAGAAUUCUGUGCAUUAUAAAAGAAAAGGAGAUAUACAUAAAAAGAAAAGAAAAAAAUAUAAGUAAGGGUAUGAAAAAUGAUGAAAUAAUAAAUAAUAAUAAUAAUAAAAACAAAAACCAUAACAAUAACAAUAAUAAUAAUAAAAACAAAAACCAUAACAAUAACAAUAAUAAUAAUGAUAAUAAUACGAAUGAAUAUCCUGUGAGUAAGAUGUGUUUACCUAAUAUUCUUCCAGAAAACAUGUCAUUCAGUUAUAUAAAAGAACAAAAUGAUCAAAGCAAUAAUCCAAAUGAAGAUUCACGUAUUGUAUUAUUUCGUACAGAAUUUUAUUCAAAGUUUUCUUAUUUAUUAUUUGAUAUGAGGGGAAAUGUUUUUAAAGAUUGUAUGAUUAUGAUAAGAAAUAUUGAAAGUAGAUAUAAAAAUGAUUGUAAUUUUAUUUUUCGGAAUAAUCUUGAACUAUACUUUAACAUUGUUAAAUAUUUAUACGAAAAUAAUAAAGAUCAAUAUAUAGGAUUAUUUUUAUUUUUUCAUGGUUAUAUUAUAUAUGAACUAGAAGAUAAGAAAAUUAAUAUGAUGAAAAAUUUUUGUUCUUUUAAUAUAUCAUGUAAUUUUUUCUGUUUAAAAUUUGAACAACGUUCAUAUGAUUUUGAUAUCGAAGGAUUAUCAUAUGUAUCAAAGAAUGAUUCUAUUGAUGAUAUAAAACUAAGAAAUAAGUUAAUUUUAAUGAAUACCGAAAAUCUUUAUUGUAAUGGUUUUUUAAGAACAGAUUUUUUUUCUAUAACCAAAUUUUUUAAUAUAUAUAUUAAAAAUAUAUACAAAAUAUUCUUUAAAUUAAAUAAUUUUUUUUCAAGCUAUUUCUUUUUAAAAGAAUUUAUUAUAUAUAUAUCUAGUAUUUUAUAUUUACCAGAAAUGGUUCAUAUUUAUAUUUAUUUAAUAAAUAUUAUAUUAACAAGUGGAAAGGAAAGAAUUGAAAUAUUAACACAAGAAGAAUUAUUUUUUGAAAACUUAAAUAAUGAAUUUAAUAUAUUUGAAAAAAAGAAGUUUGAUCAUAUAAAUAAAUAUGAUGUAUAUAAUAAAGAUGUUAAAAUUUAUAAACAAAAUGAUUUUACAGAUAUUAAUUAUGAUAAGACACCACUUAAUACAUAUAUAACAAAUAAAUAUAUAUAUGAAUACAAAAAAGUAUUGAAUGAAUUUUUUCUAUAUUUAAAUUAUUUAAUAUCAAAUAAACAAAAUAUGAAUAUAUUAACUCCUAAAUAUAGAAAAGAAAUUCUUUACAUUUAUUCAUUGUUCAUUUUAAAAAAAAAACAAAAGCAAUAUUAUUAUUAUGUUAUGAAAAAUAGAAAAUUGGAAACAAAAAAUAUGUUCAUAGACAAUUUACAAAAUAUUAGUCACCUAGAAGGAGAAGAUAAAAACAUUAGUGGUGAUAAUAUAAAGACAACAAAUAUAUUAUAUAAUACAAUACAUACGAAAAAUAUAUCAGAGGAUAAUAAUAAAAAAGAAAGAAGUAAUAUUAUAUCAUCAGUUGUAAAUUAUGAAUUUAAUGAUGAUGAUAAUAAUAAUAUAGAGAAUGAUGAAUUAUAUAAUAGUAAUAUGGAUGAUAUUAAUAAGUUUGGAAAAAAUUUCUUACAGUGCUUUAAUGAAUGUAAUAAAAUUAGAAAGAAUGAAAAUAUAUGUUUUCAAUUUUUUGUUGAAAAUUUAUUUCUUGGACAUAAUAUGGAUACAGACAUAUAUAAUGUAUCUAUAAAUGAUGAAGAAAGUGUAACAACAAUUUUAAAAAAUAUGAUACUUGAUGAUAUAAGUAAGAUUAAUAUAAAUGAAAAGAUGAAUAAUAGGGAUGUAGAUUAUAUAAAAGAGGAUGUUGAGACACACAUAAAAAAUACACAUAAUAAUAUAUAUAAUAAUAUGCGUGAUACUAAUAAUUGUAAUGAUCAUAUUACAUAUGAGAAAGAAAAAAACAACUCUACACAUUUUGAUAAUCCAUAUUAUGAUAAAAAUAAUAAGUUCAAUAUAUACAACCUAUUUAAUGAUAUAUAUUAUUUUAAUGAAGAUGAUAUAGAAUUAAAUUCAAGUGAUUUUAAGCUUAUGGAUAUUUCAGUAUUAAAUUAUUUACAUUUAAACUAUGAUUUUGAAAAUAAUUUAAAAUAUAUAUAUAAUUAUAUUAAUAAUAGAUUAUUUGUUUAUAAUUGUAAAAAGAUGAAUUCAUAUUUUAUUAAAAUAUUGUAUUAUUAUAUAAACCUAGUAUUUUUAAAAAUAAAAAAUAUUUUUUGUGAUGACUGUAUAUAUGUCAUUAAAAAACAACAAUCUUUAAACUCAUCUGCAAAUGAUUGUUGUUCUAAUAUAUUUUUUCUAUUAUAUGUGAGACUAUUAUAUAAUUUAAAAAUACCAAAGGAUAUAUUACAUGAAAUAUGUUCGAAUUAUUUCCCAGGAAAUAAGUGUAAAAAAUAUAUAGACCUUUUAUGGAACAAGCAAAAAUUUGGAAAUGUACUAAAUAAUGAGUGCGAUUAUAAUAAAAUAAAAAUGGUGGUUCAAAAAGGUGGUAUUAAGAAAACGGAAAAAAGUCCUCAAGGAUAUGAUACACACAAUAAUGAUAAUAAUAAUAAUAAUAAUAAUAAUGACUGUGGUUAUUUUUGUAAUACUGGAGAUAAUAAUUUUAAUUGUAAAAAUUGUUGUCAACCCAAUCCAGAUAUAUUAUUCUUAUAUUUAGUAGAAAUAUUUUUAUUUCCUGAUAAAGAUUGUAGUUAUUUUGAAGUGCUUAGUACAUGUUAUCAAUUUAUAAUAAAUAUAAAACGAGGUAGAGAAAAUGUAUAUAUAAAAGAUGAAAUGUUAAAAAGGAUGUAUGAAAUAUUAAAAAAUAUACUUUUAAAACAAAAUUAUGAAAAUAUUUAUUAUUUUCAAAUUAUUCUAAUAUAUACUUCAUUAUUAUUAUACAACACUCACAUGAAAUCGUUAGUAUAUGAAAUGAGGAUAAUAGCUCAAUUUUAUUUAGAUUUUAUAUUUUUUUUUAUAGAAAAUAUAAAAAAUAAUUUGAUUAUUUUGGAUAUAAUAAAAUCGUACGCUACUGAUCAGAAUGAUGUGUGUGAUAUGGAGAAAAAUAAUAAUAUCAUGAGUGAUCAGAAAAAAGAAGAAAAAAAGAAAAAUAAUAAUAAUGAUAAUAAUAAAAAUGAAAAUAAUAAUAAUAAUAAUAAAAAUGAAAAUAAUAAUAAUAAUAAAAAUGAAAAUAAUAAUAAUAAUAAAAAUGAAAAUAAUAAUAAUAAUUAUGAUAAUAAUUAUAAUAAUUUUUAUAAUGAUGAACAAAAUAUAUUUUUUUACUUAUUAAAAUGCUAUUUCAGAAAAAUGAUAUCAUUAUUGUAUUUAUAUACAGACGAGUUAAUAUUGUAUACUAUUAAACAUAACAUCGAUUUCGAAAUAAACGAAAGAGAAUAUUUUAGAAAGAAUGUAUGUACGAGUAUAAAUUCAGAUAUUAUAUAUAAAUAUAUGAAUGUUAAAGAAGUGAAACUAAGUAAUUUAUGUAUUUAUUGGGACUAUACAAUUAUUUCUGUAAGUCAAGAUAAAAAUAGUUUAUAUAUAUCACGAUGUUAUAAAAAUUUUCUAUUAAUAUUAGCUCAAAUGUUUAAAAUAUAUCAUGAAAAUGAACUGAUUAAUAGGAUAUUUUCAACUGAUUUUUAUAAUAUGGACAUAGUAAAUGAUAUAAACGAAUUAUCGUUUAUUAUAAAUAAUCAGGACCAACACAUAUAUAAUAAUAUAAAAAAUAAUAAUAAUAAUAAUAAUAAUAAUAUAAAUAAUAAUAAUAAUAAUAAUUCUAUUAGUAUUAUUAGUAGUAGUAGUACCAUGAAUAAUAAUAAUGAUAGUAAUUGUAAUAAACUCAAAUCCUAUUAUAACUUGUUUAACAUUCUAAAUAAUAACGACUUGUUAGAAAAACACUUUGAUUCAAUGUUUGAUACUUAUGUUAUUAAAAGUAAUAUAAGAGAAUGGUUAAAUGAUAACUUGUAUUAUUCAACGAAGGAUAUCGAAAUGAAUAAACAAGGAUAUACACACAAAAAGAACUCAGCCUGUAAUUAUAAUAAGUUAUUAAAUAAACAUAAUAUAAACGAAAUAAAAAAUGGAGAAUAUAUUGCAUGUCCUGAAAAUUGUGACAUCUUAAAAGGUGAUGAAAAAUCUUUAUUCAUAUCACAAUUAAAUCAUUAUAAAAAAGAAAAUUUUUUUUAUAAUUUCAAUAUAUAUGACGUAAUCAAUGUUGAUAAGGAAAUAGAUAUGAAGGAAAAAAGACAUGUGAACAAUUCGAAUAAUAUAAUAAACAAUGUGAAUGUAGUCCAUCUUUUUAUUUUAUUGAAUAAAAGAGCAAAUGAAUGCUUAAAUAGGAAAAGGGUUGAAUAUUUUCAUGUUGAGAAGAUCCAUUUAAAUAUUGAAAGGUAUACAUAUAAAAACAAAUGGAAUUAUAUCAGAAAGUUGGAAAAAUUUUUAAAGCAAUAUCAACAUAUGAUUAAGGUUAUGUGUGAAAUAUUAAGUGAAUCAAAAUAUGUAGAUAGAAAUGAAAUCAAUUUAAGAAAAUGUGUAGAUCAAUGGUGGAAAAAUAGGUAUUUAUUAGAGCAGCAUUUGAAAAUCUUGAAUCUGGAUAUAUCAAAUAGUUUAGGUUUUUCUAUACAUAAAUUAAUGUCAAUUCCUUUAAUUAAUAUAAUAACAAAAUGGAACAUUAUGGAGGAUAAAUCGAUGAAAAAUUAUACAGCACAAGAUGAUAAUAAUAAUGAAAACUAUAAUGAUAAUGAAAAUUAUAAUGAUAAUGAAAAUAAUUAUUAUUGUGAUACAUUUGAAGACGAAAAAAAUAAUAUUUCCACAUUGAAUAAUUCAAAAAAUGACGAAGAAAAUUAUGUACAUAACACCAUAUCACCUUUAAAUAAUCAGUUAUAUUACUUAAAAGCUAAUUUUGAUAUUUUUAUUUAUAUUUUUUAUUUUCAUCAAAUUUUGAGGAUCCUAAGAUGGUUAAGAAAAUGGAAUAAAUUUAUUCUUCCACUAAAAUACUGGAGUGGAAUUGACUAUAUAAAUGUCCUUAUAAAUUUAACCAUAUUUUCUGUAACAUUAAAAAAUUGUAAUCUCGAAAUUAUUAAUGUAAAAAAAAAAUAUUUGCAAAGAAUGUGUAAUUUGAAAAAAAGGAGAGAUGACAAAAAUGUGUCAAAGGAUCAUUUUUGUAAGGAGGAAAUAAUUAUACAAAAUGGAAAUAAAAAUGAUGACAUAAAUAAUGUAAAUAAAAAUAAAACGAAUUAUAAUAAUUAUAAUCAUAAUAUGAAACAGAAAAAUAUUGAUUUUUCUAAUGAUAUUUUAAGUAAAAAUGAGAUCGAAUAUUCUGAUUAUAUUAUUGACCAAUAUAAUAUUUCAUAUUAUGAAAACUUUAUUAAUGAACAUAAUAUUAACAAGAAAGAUAAUAUCAUUAUUAAGAAUAACCGUAAUUCCUUAAAUAUCAACAAAACUAGCACGUCCUAUUUACCAUGUUACAAUAAAGAUAUUGAAGAUAUUCUUAUUUUUAAAAAAAUUAUUGAAAAGAAAAAGGAAAAAGAACCAACGGAUACAAAAAAAGGAAAAAUUAGGGGAAGAAGACAUACAUACUGUGAACAAAAUAUAUAUUCCGUAGAAGAAUAUGGGGAAAAUAAUAUAUAUCUUAGACCUAACAUGAAUCCUAAUAUUAAGAAUCAUGUACUAAAGAACAAUACUAAUAAUUCAAAAUACACAAAUUGUAAUAUUCCAAUAAAUUGUAUUAACUCAUGUAAUAAUAAUAAUAUUGAAAAUUAUGAUGAACUUGAAGAAAAAAAAAAAAAAAAAAAAAAUUCAUCUAGUAUAACAAGUAAUACAAAAAUGAAUAUAAAAAAAAAAACUCAUAAUUUCAAUAAUAAUAAUGUUUAUGAAUAUUUGAACCCAUUGAAAAAUACAAAUAAUUCUGAAUGCGAAAUAAAUGAAAAUUAUAAAUUAGUGAAUAAAAAAAAAAAUAAUAAAAGAAAUACAAUAUCUGGUAUUUUCUUUGAUUAUGAUAUGAAACAAAGAUAUGAAGAAUUACCGGAGAAAAAUUUUUUGAAAUUUUUAGAUUUAAGAAAAAAAUGUGUUAAAGGAUUAUUGAGAUGCUCUUUUAUUAAAUUAAGGAUGUAUUUAUAUCAUAUAUUAAUAGAUGUUUUUGAGAAUGCAGAUAUAGAUCCAAUGAAUAUUUUUGACUUUUUUAAUAUUAUCACACAUUCAUUUAUUAAGGAUGUCUUAUUUUGUAAUCUUACAAUAGAUAAAACAAAUAAAGAUAAAUAUAUAUAUACAAGAAAUGUAGAAAAUAAUAGUGUAAGAAAAAAUCCUGUUAUUUUAUAUUUGCAUAGUAAUUUAAGUAGAAUAUCUUUAGAAAACUUGGAACCUUUAAAGGAUUCAUAUAUUGUAAGGGGUGUGAGUAAAAUGGUAACUACUUAUUUGUAUAAAAGGUUGGUAAAUAAGAUAAAGAGUGGUAAAAGUAUAGGUAAAAAAAAAAAAUAUAUUUAUGAUAAUAAGCAUGGCGAGGAUGAAUAUAAUAAUAAUGAUGAGGAUGGAUAUAAUAAUAAAGAUGAGGAUGAAUAUAAUAAUAAUGAUGAAGAUGAAUAUAAUAAUAAUGAUGAGUAUGAAUAUAAUAAUAAUGAUGAGGAUGAAUAUAAUAAUAAUGAUGAGGAUGAAUAUAAUAAUAAUGAUGAAGAUGAACAUAAUAAUAAUGAUGAGGAUGAAUAUAAUAAUAAUGUGGAUGAUAUGGAUAUGAAAAAAUAUAUAAAUUAUGAAUAUAAUAAAAAAUGGGAGAUCGAUUCAUCUGAAAAUGUGUGUGAUAAAAAAAAUGUGGCGCGUAGAGCGACAUAUAAUUCGACAACUUUGAAGGAUAUAAUUAAAAAUAUAAAUAUUAAUAAUAAUAAUAAUAAUAAUAAUAAUAAUAAUAGUAGUAGUAGUAGUAUGAUUAUGACGAAGAAUGAUAUUAUGAAGGAUAAUCCAAAUGGUAAUUAUAACAUUUCCAAUUUAUACGCUAACAAGAAUUCGUUUAAUAAGAACCAAGGUAAAACAUUUGAGAAUUCAAUAAAUAUGAAAAGAAAAAAUGAAAAAGAGGAAUUUGUUAUAAUCGAAGAUGAUGAUGCAAAUAAUAAUAAUAAUCUUCUAAAUAAUAAAAAAGGAGAUAAUAAUUACAAUUUAAUUGUUACAAAAGAAGAAGAAAAGAACCCAAUGUAUUCAAAUAAAAGUAAUAAUACAAAAGAAAAGAAAAAUCAUAAAAAAUCAAGAAAAAGCAUGAAUAUAGAAUAUUCCUUUAUAAAUCCUUUUAUUAAUAAAUAUAAGGAAAGAUCAAAAAAUAAAAGAAAUUUAACUUCAUGUAGUACACAAUUUUUAAGUGAUAAAGGAGAAGAAGAAAAAAAAAGAAAGGAUGAAUAUAAUAUGAGUGAAAAAGAAUAUAUAUUGGAUAGAAAUAAAAAAAAAAAAACUAUAAAAAAUAAUAAAAGUAUAAUUUCAAGUAAUAUAUCCAUAACACGUUCUUUAUCAAAUUCAUCAGAUUCAUCUGUAGAAUUAGUACAAAAUGAGGAUGAACUUAAGAAAAUAUUUAUGAAUGUUAGAAAUUCAUUAAAUUUUCAAAAUAUAAUGUCAAUUGAUAAUAAAGAAGAAUGUUGUGAUUAUCUUUAUUCUAAAAGAAAAAAUAGCAUAAGUGAAUCUGAAGCAUAUUUUGGUGAAAAAAAGAUAAAGCGUAUGAGUUCAUUUUUAAAAAUCUCGAAGAAGGAUAAAAGAAGAACAUAUUCAAAUGAAAGAGAAUAUGGAUCAAAAACAUACGAAGUUAAUGGUAUAAAAUAUGUACCAUAUUAUAUUAGUAGCCCAAGAAUAAUUGAUCCUUAUAAAAGUAAAAUAUUUUUUUUAAUUAAUCCUAAUGGUGAUUUAAAAAGGACUGAAGAUGCUAUUAUUCCAUUUAUAUAUCAUAAAAAUAAAGAAAAAUAUAAAUAUAAAAAUUGGGAUGGAUAUAUUGGUAAUGUACCAAAUGAAAAUAUUUUAAUAGAUCAUUUAUGUAAUGAUGAUUUAUUUUUGUAUUGUGGACACCAAGGUGCAGAACAAUAUAUGAAAAAAGAAAACAUUAAAAAUGGAUUACCUAGUCUAGAAUUCAUUAUAGAUUAUAUUGUUGAAAAGAAAAUUAUAAAUUUGAAAAAGUAUCCUAAAAUAAAGGAAGUAAUAAAUUUAUAUACUAAUAAAUAUAAUAAUAAAAAAAAUCAACAAGUUGAAAAUAGUUCUAUUGCAAUACAAAAUAUAAAUCAAAGGAAGAGAAACUCUUCUACAUUUGCUUUAACAAAAAAUGAAAAGAACACACGUAAUUUUAUAAAAAAAGAUAUGAAAAGAAAAAAUAUAGGAUCUAUUAAUAAUAUAUUAGUUCAUUUAGAAAAUAUAAAACUAAGGAACACUACAAAAAAUAAGGAUAAUACUAGUGAUGAUAAUAAUGUUGAUGGAAAUAAUAUUGAUAAUAAUAAUAAUAAUAAUAAUUCAAAAAUAUAUAUAAGUCCACUUAGCAAAGGAUUAAAUUGUUGUACAUUCUUAAUAGGUUGUAGUUCUGGUCUUAUUUCAUCAUACGGUUUUGAUUUAGAUGCCUGGGGUACUGUUUAUGAUUAUAUAGUAGGAGGAUCUUUAUUUGUUUUUGGAAAUUUAUGGAAUGUAACUGACGGAGAAGUAGAUGGAUUUACACAGAACUUUUUAUGGAAAUGGACACAACCAAAUUCUUCUUCUUUAUUUCAAUCAAAAUUCAUAUAUAAUGAAAAAUUACCAUCUUUGAAUUUAAGCUUUAGUUUCUUUUUAGAAUUAUUUUUAAAAAAUAUGAAAAAUAAUCAAAAUAUAAAAAAUUAUCAAAAUAUAAAAAAUAUUGAAAAAUUAUUUAAUAACAAUAUAAAUUUACUAAAAUUAGAUAUGGAUAUUGGUGACAAUUUUAUUACUGUACCUAUGAAUAUCUAUAAAUUUAUAAUAAAAAAUAAAUUUUUCUAUAUAUAUUUCACAGAUUAUUAUAAUACGAAUAUUUUUGUAAAUAAAAACCUUUAUUAUAUUAAUCAAAAUAAGAAAUAUAUGUGGUUAAGUAUAACAGAAGCCUUAACAGAAGCUAAGCAAUAUUGUCGCCUACCCUACGGUACGGGUUCUGCAGGAGUUAUGUACGGUUUGCCCAUAUAG